This is a messenger RNA of Saccharomyces kudriavzevii IFO 1802, 828 nucleotides long. It is a transcript of the gene BUD23, whose product is annotated as 18S rRNA (guanine1575-N7)-methyltransferase. The transcript has a single exon. The coding region runs from base 1 to 828 and encodes 275 amino acids. Gene Ontology annotation, biological process: rRNA (guanine-N7)-methylation. The record is from RefSeq and is a predicted model, not a curated record. Gene Ontology annotation, molecular function: rRNA (guanine) methyltransferase activity. Lineage: Eukaryota; Fungi; Ascomycota; Saccharomycetes; Saccharomycetales; Saccharomycetaceae. Gene Ontology annotation, cellular component: nucleolus.
AUGUCGCGUCCAGAAGAUUUGGCACCACCGGAAAUCUUUUAUAAUGAUAGCGAGGCACAGAAGUAUACGGGUUCGACGAGAGUGCAGCAUAUCCAGGCGAAAAUGACGCUGAGGGCGUUAGAGCUCUUGAAUCUGCAGCCGUGCAGUUUCAUCCUGGAUAUCGGGUGUGGGUCUGGACUUUCUGGCGAGAUUUUGACCGAGGAGGGAGACCAUGUGUGGUGUGGGCUGGAUAUAUCGCCCAGCAUGCUUGCGACUGGUCUCAGUAGGGAGCUGGAAGGUGAUCUGAUGUUGCACGAUAUGGGUACAGGGGUGCCCUUCCGGGCGGGCUCGUUUGAUGCGGCGAUCAGCAUCAGUGCGAUCCAAUGGCUGUGCAACGCUGACACUUCGUACAACGAUCCGAAACAGCGGUUGAUGAGGUUUUUCAACACGCUGUAUGCUGCGUUGAAGAAGGGUGGGAAGUUUGUCGCUCAGUUCUACCCCAAAAACGAGGACCAAGUGGACGAUAUCCUGCAAUCUGCCAAGGUGGCAGGGUUCAGCGGCGGGCUUGUGAUGGACGACCCAGAGUCCAAAAAGAAUAAGAAAUACUAUCUCGUGUUGAGCAGUGGGGCGCCACCGCAGGGCGAGGAGCAGGUCAACCUGGACGGUGUGACUAUGGACGAAGAGAACGCCAACUUGAAGAACCAGCUGCGCCAGCGUUUGAAGGGGGGCAAAGACAAAGAGUCUGCCAAGAGCUUCAUUCUAAGAAAGAAGGAGCUCAUGAAGAGGCGUGGCAGGAAGGUCGCGAAGGACUCCAAAUUCACCGGGAGGAAGAGAAGGCACAGGUUCUGA